Ictalurus furcatus (blue catfish) is the source of this 5669-nucleotide messenger RNA. RefSeq names its product VPS53 subunit of GARP complex (gene vps53). The record is from RefSeq and is a predicted model, not a curated record. Gene Ontology annotation, biological process: retrograde transport, endosome to Golgi. Gene Ontology annotation, cellular component: GARP complex. The coding region runs from base 124 to 2619 and encodes 831 amino acids. The transcript has 22 exons. Lineage: Eukaryota; Metazoa; Chordata; Actinopteri; Siluriformes; Ictaluridae.
UCCCCUCCUAUAGGCGGCAGUAAUGGCGGCUGGGAUGAGUUCUGAGCUGGAGGACGGAGCAGUAGCAGCUCUCCAGUACCAUCACAGAGCUACAGCUAACUGGCACUCGGUUGUUUUGAUACAAUGAUGGAAGAUGAAGAGUUAGAAUUUGUGGAGGAUUUGGACGCAAUUUUACACCUUACCCCCGAAGUGCAGCUAGCCAUCGAACAGGUGUUUCCCAGUCAGGACCCACUCGAUCGAGCUGAUUUCAAUGCAGUUGAAUACAUCAACACUUUGUUUCCAACUGAGCAGUCACUCGCAAAUAUAGAUGAAGUGGUGAAUAAAAUUCGCCUGAAAAUCAGACGACUGGAUGACAACAUCAGGACGGUGGUGAGGGGACAAACUAAUGUGGGACAGGAUGGCAGGCAGGCUCUGGAGGAGGCUCAGAUAGCCAUCCAGCAACUGUUUGGCAAAAUCAAAGACAUCAAGGACAAAGCGGAGAAAUCGGAACAAAUGGUAAAAGAGAUCACCCGGGACAUCAAGCAGCUGGACCAUGCAAAGCGUAACCUAACCACGUCCAUUACUACCCUUAAUCACCUGCACAUGCUAGCAGGAGGUGUGGACUCUCUGGAGGCCAUGACACGCAAGAGGCAGUAUGGGGAGGUGGCCAACUUGCUCCAGGGAGUGGUCAACGUGCUGGAGCACUUCCAAAAGUAUAUGGGCAUCCCUCAGAUCCGCCAACUGUCUGAAAGAGUGAAAGCAGCACAAAGCGAGCUAGGCACACAAAUCCUAGCUGACUUUGAUGAGGCUUUUCCUGCACAGGGCUCAAAGAGGCCUGGAGGCCCCAGCAUUGUGCUCAGAGAUGCCUGUUUGGUGGCCAAUGUCCUGGAUCCUCGCAUUAGGCAGGAAAUAAUCAAGAAGUUCAUUAGGCAGCAUCUCUCUGAGUACCUUGUGCUCUUUCAAGAGAACCAGGAUGUGGCAUGGUUAGAUAAGAUUGACCGGCGCUAUGCAUGGAUAAAGCGUCAACUAGUGGACUAUGAGGAGAAGUACAGCCGCAUGUUCCCUGAAGAGUGGUGCAUGACCGAGCGUAUAGCUGUGGAGUUCUGCCAUAUCACCAGGACUGAGUUGGCCAAGUUGAUGCGAGCUCGUGCCAGAGAGAUUGAGGUCAAGCUCUUGCUCUUUGCUAUUCAGAGGACCACCAAUUUCGAGGGGUUGCUGGCUAAGCGCUUCUCAGGCAGCACCUUGAGCAACGGCCCAGCGAAGAGACCGGAGAUGCCCUUGGAGCCCACUAACCCUUUUCUGGAGGAUGAGUCAGGAGAGGACAAUGUUUCUGAGAAGGAUGAAGAUCUGGUCAGGCCGAAGAAGCCCAAGACCCCAGAGAACCCGUUCCACGGCAUUGUUUCCAAAUGCUUCGAGCCUCAUCUCUAUGUCUAUAUCGAAUCACAGGACAAGAACCUCGGCGAGCUGAUUGACCGCUUUGUGGCUGAUUUCCGAGCGCAGGGUCCUCCUAAGUCGGGCACCGAAGAAGGGGGAGCUGUGUUGCCCAGCUGUGCAGAUCUCUUUGUAUACUAUAAAAAGUGCAUGGUGCAAUGCUCUCAGCUGAGCACAGGAGAGCCCAUGAUCGCCCUCACUACCAUCUUCCAGAAAUACCUGCGCGAGUAUGCCUGGAAGAUCCUGUCUGGGAACCUGCCCAAAACAAGCAGUAACAGUGGAGGUUUAACCAUCAGCAGUCUAUUAAAGGAAAAAGAGGGUUCGGAGGUGGCCAAAUUUACCACAGAAGAGCUCUGUCUUAUAUGCAGUAUCCUCAGCACAGCCGAAUACUGCCUUGCUACCACACAACAGCUGGAGGAGAAGCUAAAGGAGAAAGUGGACAAGCCGCUUAUGGAGAGGAUUAACCUAACAGGAGAGAUGGACACCUUUAGCACUGUGAUCUCCAACAGCAUCCAGCUUUUAGUUCAGGAUCUGGAUGCUGCAUGUGAUCCAGCCCUCACAGCCAUGAGCAAGAUGCCAUGGCAGAGUGUGGAACAUGUUGGUGACCAAAGUCCCUAUGUCACUUCUGUCAUCAUGCAUAUUAAACAGAAUGUACCAAUCAUCAGAGACAACCUGGCUGCCACCCGCAAAUACUUCACUCAGUUUUGCAUCAAGUUCAUCAACUCCUUUAUUCCAAAGUUCAUCAACCACCUGUUCCGGUGUAAACCCAUCAGCAUGGUUGGAGCUGAGCAGCUUCUAUUGGACACACACUCUCUGAAGACUGUUUUGUUAGACCUCCCAACCAUUGGCUCUCAAGUCCUUCGCAAAGCUCCAGCGAGUUACACUAAAAUAGUGGUCAAAGGGAUGACUCGGGCAGAGAUGAUUCUUAAGGUGGUCAUGGCCCCUCAUGAGCCGUCAGUGGUCUUUGUGGAUAAUUAUAUCAAGCUUCUUGCUGAUGGCAACCCAGAGACUUUCCAGAAAAUUCUAGACAUGAAGGGACUGAAGCGCAGUGAGCAAAGCAGUAUGCUGGAGCUCUUCAGACAGAGGUUACCCACUCCCCCCUCAGGGCCAGACACAGGACCCUCUAUGUCCUUCAGCGCUCCAACCCCUGAGCAGGAGUCCUCACGCAUCCGCAAACUUGAAAAGCUCAUCAAAAAACGAAUUCAGUGACCAUUUCUUCAUCAAUGUAUUACAAAGGACUUGUUAAAGCUAUAUGCGAUUAUGACUCUUCUGCAGUGUCUUAACUCCUAAAGCGUUCAAAGUGGCAUUAUUUACACAUGUAAAAGCAAACAUUCCCAUAUUAACAUGAAUCAGCCAUCUUGCACCGAAAACCUUAAAAUAACGAAGCUUUCAUUCCAUUAAUUAAUGUAAACCCCAUGAAUCAGAAGUUGUUUGUAAAAUUUCCUGUAACACAUUGCCAUGUUGCUGGCAUGUAUGAGUCAUUUACCCUUGUGUCCCUGAGGUUUUCCUUUUUUUUCUUUCUCUUUUAUAACACUAAUGCACGGGCUUUCCAUAGUGGCUGAACGCCUGCCGUUUACUUUGCACGUUUCUCUGAAAUAUGUUUGCACUUAAAGCAAAGUGGAUGGCAGAGCAAUGCAGAAAAUUACCCUGCUGCUGCUUUGGCACCAAUUCUUCCGGCUUGGGAGUCUGAACAUUGGAAUGAUUUAAGGGCAGGGUUUUCUUUAAAUGUCCCCUUCACCCUUUACAGUAAAUAGUCGUGAGGCACUCUGUGAUUGGUGUGUGUUAGGGGACUCUGUGUGUAAAUGGCACUGGUCUGUAAUUCAGUCUCCAGGUUUAGGAGUAGAGCCCUAGGCGCUCUAUGCCACAGAGAAACUAGGGAUUUAAUGUCUCUCAAUGGGACACAAACAAGUUGCCUUUCUUCCCCUCAGAAUUGACAAAAUUGUAAAGGUUCAAAGAUGUUUUGAGAUGUAUAUCAGCACAUGAGCAGAUCCUGAGUACAGAGUGUUUCUGAAUCUCUGUAAUGUCUUGUAAGGCCUUAUAAAGGGCCUUUGGAUAACUGUAGUCAUAUAUUUUGUGACAUUAGAUUUGAUGCUUAAGAAUCAAGGGUGAAAAUGUAAAAUAUUUAUAUGGUUUUCUGUGUCUAUACAUGUUUGCCUGUUAAUGGAUAUGAUUUUAGAGAUUUUUUUUUUUGCUAUGUAUGAGGUAGGGUGGGGCUUUGGCCAUCUCUGUUGUACUUUUUACUCUGACUACACUGCUCUUAAUCAUACAAUUGUCAUUAAAAGGCAUAGCAAAAAACUUUUCUAAGCUUUCUUAGAAUUAAUUGUAAUGUAUUUCAGUGUAUAGUACCACAGUGAAUAGUGUAAAACCACACCAUCCUGUAAUAACAGUAAAAUACUGUAUACUGCAUGUACACUAUCCAAAGGUAUGUGGACACCUGCCCGUCACACCCAGAUGUGGGUCUUCCCCAAACUGUUGCAACAAAGGUGGAAGCACAGAAUUGACUAAAAUGCCUUUGUAUACUGUAACAUUAAAAUUUCCCUUCACUGGAACUAAGAGGCCCAAACCUGUUCCAGCAUCACAAUGCCCCUGUGUACAAUGCAACAUCCAUGAAGACACAGUUUGCCAAUUUUGAUGUGAAUGAACUUGAGUGGCCUGCACAGAGCCCUGACCUCAACCCCACUGAACACCUUUAGCAUGAAUUGGAACUCUGACUGAACCCUCAGACCUCCUCAUCCAACAUCAGUGCCUGACCUCACUAAUGCUCAUGUGGUUGAAUGGGCAAAUCCUCACAAUCAUGCGCUAAAAUCUACUGGAAAGCCUUCCCAGAAGAGCGGAAGUUAUUAUUACAGUAAAGGGAACUAAAUCCAGAACAGAUUGUUCAAUAAGACAAUGAGUAACGAUUGGUCUUAUGCUCACAUACUUUUAAACAUAUAGGGUGUCAUACUGUCUAUGAAUAUUAGAUGUUGUGCUUCUAUGGUAGGAAAGCCAACUGCCUAUUUGUCAUUUUUAAAUCUCUCAUAUUUGCUAAAGAGCUCUGAAUCACUGUGGUGUUGUACAUGUGUGCGCACAGUUUAGUAUGGUAGUGUGUAUGAUGCAUCUAAAAUGUCAUUUAUAGGUAAAGUAUUUAAAAUGUUUAAAGCAGUUAUCACAAACCCUGUUCCAGGAGAUUGACCUUUUUGUGGCUUUUAUCUCCAACCCAAAUCUAACACCUGUUUUUAGUUGAUCAGGAGGCAAUGAUUAGAUGGUCAGGUGGGCACGAUUAUGGUUGAAGCUAAAAUAUUCAUGAAAGUAGGUCUCCAGGAACAGGGUUGGUGACCUCUGUUGUAAAGAAAUACCCAAUCUUUUUUACAACAUAAUCCGCCUCCACUGCAUCUGUACCAUGUUCACUGUGUAGCAAAAUGUACUGUACUGAGCUAAGAACCAAAACCUUUUCACUCAAAACUGGCAUAUAAUGGAAGUCUAAGAGCAGUUGUUUGGUGCCAUCAAUAAAUGUUUUAAAAUGCAUUACUGUAUAGUGCAAACUGAAAUUUUUAACUGUUCCACUCCAUACAGGUCUUCAGACAAGACAGGCAUGAGAGAAUGUCUUACUACAGCUGUUCUUAAGCAGAUCUUAAGUAUCAAACUUCCUUGCACUGAAGCAUUGUGGAAAUAAUUUUGGUUACUGACACUCCCCUAAGGUUUUGUGGUAUGUGAUUUGUGUGUGAUAAGUCUGGAACUGACUCGAUUAUGUGUUUGAGUGUCUACACCAUAUACACUCUCCAAAAGAUUGUACCUUGUACCUUGUUGCUGCAUGGGGUCAAACCAUCAAGCAUAUACCUUUACCAUAUUACUUUUAGGAUUUUUUUUUUAACCUAGAAAAGAGCAUGUAGUGUACCUUUUUAAAGCUUUACUCUAAAUCUAACUAUGGCCCAUUUAUGUACCUUAAAUCAUUUUGGUAGGUACACUAUAAGCCUUUUCUAUUGAAAGGUACAAAACACUUGGUACCAGCCCUGCAACAAGGAAGUGUAGCCUACAGUUUACUACUACUGUUUUUUUCUGACAUAACUACAUCAACUUUGAAAAUCUCAUGUCUGUACAAAGGAUGACUUAUUGAUGACUUACUACAGCUGUCUGAAGAAUAAAUGUUUUCUGCAAAAUAUGUUUUACAUAAACACAUAGUGCCUGCCCCAACAAGUGUGCCUUUAGACUUUCAUUAUAAGUGAGUUUUGAGUAACCAGUUUUUUGUUUGUUUGUUUUGGGGUUGUUGUUUUUUUUGGCUG